GCGAUAACGCAAGUAAUCUGAAUAUAAUGCGAGCGUAAGCAGCAACUUAUCAAUAAAAUAGCAAUUUAUAAUAUUGAGACAUUCAUUUACUUGCAUAUCAUAAUUAGUGCUAAAAAGACGUUGUGUUCAAUAAAAAACUGUUUUUUUUUAUGAUAGUAAGAAACGUGCAGACAACCGGUUUUAUUGGGAAUUAGAAUGACGGAAAGAGUAAUAAAGCGGCAUAUAAAUGACCAGACGAAAGAAAAAGUCGAUAGGGAUUCAACAGAAGCCGAUAAAGGUCCCAAAUAUUGGGAUCCUCUGACAGAUGGCGUCAAAUGGAUAGAAAAACAUGCUGAAUCCUUGGAGAAUUUCUUCAAGAGGCUGCCAGAAUUUAUUAGCACCUUCAUUGCUACAUUUGCUGUGUUCACUUUCGGUGCUACUUUAAGAGGAGAAUGGGUGGUAAUCUUAGUGACUGCGCUGAAGCAGAUCACAGGGCACACGCAGAGCGAGCGCAACAUGACCACCGAAGAAAUAUUUGACAUGUUCACUUCACAAAACCUAAAGAUGGAAAAUUUUGGAAUCAUAUUCAUCUUUGCGCACGUCGUGUCCUUCUCCGUUUACUUUUUGUUGGGAGGAUUUCUUCAUUGGUACUUCUACAUGCAGAGGAAGCACUUGGCUCAUGAGUGGAAGAUCCAGCCCACCAAGUGGCUGAGCCCCGAGCUGGAGCGGCACGAGAUCAUGGUGGGCACCUUCUCUCUGCUCGUCACCGGCUCCUUUUCCGCCUUCCUGGCCUGCUACAUCUACAAUGAGAACCCAUCCACAGUCUACUAUCAGUUCGACGAGUACGGCUGGCUGUGGUUCUUCCUGCAGUUUCCAGUCAUCUUCAUCUAUAUGGACUACACGACAUAUAUCCUGCACCGGUUGUACCACACGCCGUGGCUGUACAAGCACUUCCACAAGCUGCACCACAAGUACAAGCAGCCGACCGCCUUCUCCGUCACCGCCAUACACCCCUUCGAGAUCAUGCACGUGCAACUCACCUCCUGUUUGCCGCUCUUCAUCUUCCCUGUGCACUGGAUGCCGUUCUACCUGGUGGCGCUGUACAACUACUACCAUGGCAUCAUUGACCACUCCGGUAUCAACUUCAAGUCGCAGUGGUGGCAACCGUGGCAGCCGGACGCCGAAUUCCACGACCAGCACCACCAGUUCUUCCACUGCAACUUUGGAUUCAAUAUGUCCUUUUGGGAUAAGCUGCACGGUACAAUGAGGAAAACAAACCAUGUGUACACUGAAGAGACAUUCCACGGCGAGGCGCCCGCCGCCAACACUGCGGAGGGCCGCGCCAUCGCCGCCACAGACCCCGACGCGCUGAGCCAGCUGCAGCAAAGCAAAUCGAGUCUCAACGCCAGCUAAGCACUACAGUGUUUUUGCAGGAGUUAUGGAAAUAAAAAAGAAAUGUAAAUAAAUCGAAAAAUUAUACUGUGAUGUGUUAACUAUUGGUGUGAUGCGUAUUUAAUAUUUUAAGGUCCUGUUUCACAAUGAUCAAGUAUGUUCUGAGUAAGCGACUUGGAUCAUUUUUGUCAAAUAAAAUCGUCGUUGGCGUUUCAUCAUCUCACAAUAAUCUCUAAACGUAAAUUAUUUUGACGAGAAAUUAUAAAUAUUUUGUCAAUUUUCAUUAUUUUAUUUGUUAUUUAUCAAGCAAUUUACUAGGACAUUGUGGA
Papilio machaon (common yellow swallowtail) is the source of this 1700-nucleotide messenger RNA. RefSeq names its product delta(7)-sterol 5(6)-desaturase erg32. Lineage: Eukaryota; Metazoa; Arthropoda; Insecta; Lepidoptera; Papilionidae. The coding region runs from base 196 to 1392 and encodes 398 amino acids. Gene Ontology annotation, molecular function: iron ion binding; C-4 methylsterol oxidase activity. The transcript is spliced from 7 exons. The record is from RefSeq and is a predicted model, not a curated record. Gene Ontology annotation, biological process: sterol biosynthetic process.